CCCCACACUACUGCUAUUGCGCGAAGAAGAAGAAGACACAGUCAUAUGAUACAGGAAGUAAAUCAAACAGGACAAUUGCAGAUAACUGCAUGUAUUUAUUUUGAAUUAAACGUAAAUAAUUAUAUUUUCGUACAUCGGUGAACAAACAUUUGAGGUGAAACAGCAUGAAAGGUUUAUUUUGCCAAAUCGACCGGAGCGAGCUGAAAUUCUUUACUCAGGAAACGACUCUUCCAGAAGUCUUAGGCAGCCAUGAGGUCAGAGUUCAAGUGAAGGCGUGCGGCCUCAGCCCUGUUGACCUCAAGUUCCUGGAGGACGUGGGCAUGCAGAGGAGUUUGAUCCCUGUGGGCAGGGAGGUGGCGGGCGUCGUCCAACAAGUGGGUCCAAAGGUCUCCUUCUUCCAGCCAGACGACGAGGUUGUGGGCAUUCUUCCUCUGGACUCCACCUGGUCCGGCCUGUGCGAGGUCCUUGAUGUCGAUGAACAACAUCUCGUGGAGAAGCCGGAGAAGCUCAGCUUCGUGGACGCCGCCGCAGCGCUGCAGGACGGUCUGCGCGCGUACAGCGCCCUCCACACUCACGCCCGCAUGGCGGCCGGACACACGCUCCUGGUCCUGGACGGCGCCAGCUCCUUGGGCUUGAUGUGCAUCCAGCUGGCGUGUUAUCACGGCGUGAAGGUGCUGACCACCGCACACUCGCAGCAGCAGCACACCUUCUUGGAGCAGCUACGCCCCGCUGUCGCUCGAGUGAUUCCGGUUUAUAAAAACUGGUCAGACCUGCUCCCGGCGGUCCAGGAGGAAACCGGAGGACUGGGAGUGGACGUGGCGGUCGACUCCGGAGUACGUUUGCAGGAAAAGGAAGAGCCGGAGGAGAGUAGGCUCCUCCCACACAAGCAUGACAUCAUCAGUGUGCUGGCAGUGGGUGGGCACUGGGUGACGUCCCACCAAGACCUGCAACUGGACCCGCCUGAUUGCAGACUAAUGUUCCUGAAGUCGGCGUCCCUCUCCUUCCUCAACCCCGAAGCAUGGGUGGCAGCGGGGGCCCAGCAGGGGCGAUACCUGCAUAUCCUGAGGGACAUGAUGGAGAAGAUGUCAGCAGGAGUUCUCAGACCUCAAGCCGAGGCGGCGGUGUCUGUCCAGGAAGUCCUGGUUGCCAUGGAGAACGUGCAGCUCCAGCGCAGGAAAAAGGCAGUGGUUCAACUGUGAAGACCUGACGCUUUGUGUGGACCUUCUUGACAUUCUGAUGAAGACACAAUUUAUAUUCCAUGCAGAUUUACAAGAGACAACUUCUUAGUACACUUCAUAGUUCUCACACACAAAUACAGUGCAUCACUUUUCCCACAUGUUCUUAUAUGACAAAAUGGAAUCAAUUCAUUUUCGCCCUCAAAGUUCUACACACAAUACCCAUAAUGACAAUGUGAAUUUUUUUGCCAAUUUAUUAAAAGUAAAAAAACUCAAAAAUGACAUGUACAUAAAUAUGACCUACUCAGUGGCCUAGUGGUUGGAGUGUCCGCCCUGAGAUCGGUAGGUUGUGAGUUCAAACCCCGGCCGAGUCAUACCAAAGACUAUAAAAAUGGGACGCAUUACCUCCCUGCUUGACACUCAGCAUCAAGGGUUGGAAUUGGGGGUUGAAUCACCAAAAAUGAUUCCCGGGCGCGGCCACCGCUGCUGCCCACUGCUCCUCUCACCUCCCACGGGGUGAUCAAGGGUGAUGGGUCAAAUGCACAGAAUAAUUUCGUCACACCUAGUGUGUGUGUGACAAUCAUUGGUACUUUAACUUUUUAUUCAGACCCAUUGCUCAGUACUUAGUUGAUGCACCUUUGGCAGCAAUUACAGCCUCAAGUCUUUUUGAAUACGAUGCCACAAACUUGGCACACCUAUCUUUGGGCAUUUUCAACCAUUCUUCUUUACAGCACCUCUCAAGUUCCAUCAGUUUGGAUGGGAUGUCUCUGUACGUUGCUGCAUUCAUCUUUCCCUCUAUCCUGACUAGUCUCCCAGUUCCUGCUGCUGAAAACCAUCCCCACAGCAUGAUGCUGCCACCACAAUGCUUCACUGUAGGGAUGGUAUUGGCCUGGUGGUUUCCUCCAAACAUGACGCCUGGCAUCAGUCUUUGUCUCGUCAGACUAGGGAAUUUAGUUUCUCAUUGUCUGAGAGUCUUUUGACUAAGAAAUGGCCACUCGAGCCUGAUUGGUGGAUUGUCCUUCUGGAAGGUUCUCCUCUCUCCACAGAGGAAGGCUGUAGCUAUGACUGAGUGACCAUCGGGUCCAUGGUCACCUCCCUGACUCGGGUCCUUCUCCCCUGAUAGCUCAGUUUAGACUAGAAAGAGUGCUGGUGGUUCCAAACUUCUUCCAUUUGCGUAUGAAGGAGACCACUGUGCACAUUGGGACCUUCAACGCAGCAGAUAUUUUUCUGUACACUUCCCCAGAUUUGUGCCUGGAGACAAUCCUGUCCUGGAGGUCUACAGACAAUUCCUUGGACUUCAUUUCUGGUGUGUUCUCUGCCAUGCAUGGUCAAGUGUGGACCUUCUGUAUAGACAGCUGUGUGACUUUCCAAAUCAUGUCCAACCAACUGAACUGGACUCCAAUGAAGCUGUAGGAACAUCCCUCAUCAAAUGUCAGCUUGCGUCGUUGACAUCCGGUUGGCAUGACGACACGCUCGACACUUUGAGUGAACUUCGUAGCGACUCUAAGCAGCUUUCCAUGAUGCAUUUCUCCUCCAGCCUCAGUGCCUCCACUACCUGCAGCUGCUCCUUCAACAGUUGCUCCCCCUGCUGGAGAAGACCGGCGAUCUAAGAAGAAUAAAACAAUUACAAGCUUGCUUCAA
Messenger RNA from Entelurus aequoreus (snake pipefish), 2816 nucleotides. RefSeq names its product crystallin, zeta (quinone reductase)-like 1 (gene cryzl1). The transcript is spliced from 12 exons. NCBI's taxonomy places the organism in Eukaryota, Metazoa, Chordata, Actinopteri, Syngnathiformes, Syngnathidae. Bases 165 to 1199 code for a protein of 344 amino acids. The record is from RefSeq and is a predicted model, not a curated record. Gene Ontology annotation, molecular function: oxidoreductase activity.